Rotaria sp. Silwood1 is the source of this 891-nucleotide messenger RNA. The record is from the annotation of a GenBank genome assembly. NCBI's taxonomy places the organism in Eukaryota, Metazoa, Rotifera, Eurotatoria, Philodinida, Philodinidae.
AUGUUCACAUCAUCAUGUGCAUGUAAAGGUAUUCGUUCAUGUAAACUUUGUGAAACAAAAAAAAAAGAUCAUUUAAUAAAUAAUGAAUCAACAACAAAUAUAAUUUAUAUUUAUUGUGAUACAUGUCGUCAAGCAAUACGUAUGGAUAUAUAUGAAUUAAAUUCUCAAUGUCCACAUCAUAAUAAUAAUAUUAAUAAUGAUAUAAGUUUUCCAUUAGAUGGUAUAUAUCUUGUAUCAGAUUUUCUUAAUGAAAAUGAAGAAAAUAAUUUAUUAAAUUCAAUUAAUAAUGAUAUAUGGAUAUCAUCACAAUCAGGUCGUUUAAAACAAGAUUUUGGUAUUAAAAUUAAUUUUAAAAAACAAACAAUUAAAACAAAAUAUUUUACUGGUAUGCCAAUAUAUUCAAAUGAUAUUCUUCAACGUUUAAAAACUUAUAGAUUAUUAAAUGAUUUUCAAUCAGUUGAAUUAUGUAAUUUAGAUUAUAAUCAAGAACGUGGUUCACAUAUUGAUUCACAUAUUGAUGAUAUAUGGAUAUGGGGUGAACGUUUAAUAACAAUAAAUUUAUUAUCAAAUACAAUAUUAACAUUAAUACCAAAUGAAAAAAAUACAAAUAAAAUAAUUUAUAUACCAUUACCACGUCGUUGGAUGAUUGUACUUUAUGGUGAUGCUAGAUAUGAAUAUAAACAUUCUAUACAAUAUCAACAUAUACAAAAUAGACGUAUAGCUGUUACAUUUCGUGAAUUAACAGGAAAAAAUGAAAAAUUUUAUGAAGAAAAUAAAGAUUUAUAUGAAAGAAUUAUUCGAAUUAGUAAACGUUUUACAGGAAUAUCUGUUGGAAGAUUUGAAAAAAUUGUUCAUGAUAUUAAUACAAUGAUGAUUGUAAGUUUUAAUUAA